GUGUGUUUUAUUUGGCUGGUGUGUCAUGAUUUGUUAGUUGGAACAAGAUGCCGAUAUUUUGGAAACUUUCUACUCCACAGAGCCAUGAUAGUAGAGCUAGAUGUCAAUAGUUUUGGUGCUCAUGUAGUGUUAUAGUGUCAGCAGGUAGGGCAAGAAAUCUGUGUUUAUUGCACAUUUUGUAAUAAUGUGCAAAACUUGCAUUUAAUGUACAAUUAAUAUUACUAUUCCUGCAGUUGCUCUGGCCUUUUUAGUGUUUUCAGAUGCACAGAUAGACGGAUACCGCUCUCUUUCUGUCUUUAAGUGACAAAAAAGUAGGGAGAGUAUCUUGUGUCACGCUGAUCGUUCAGCAUCAGUUCAGAGAGACAGAGAGAGAGAGAGAGAGAGAGAGAGUACAUAAAGAAGCAUUUAUGACCUGUGCUUUAUAUUCUUGGCGUUGAUGCAGUCUUUCCUCGUCCUGGACCAACAGCCAGACAGGCUGAUGAGUGCUGGUAUUUAAAGAGCUGCUGGGGCCAGAUAGCUUCACUACUAAGAGGACAGCACAAUAGAUACCGCGUUUACAGAUAAAGCUUCUGAUGCUUGAGCUCCUCUCUUGAGUUUUCUGUAUCACGAAACUGGCCAACAAACUAAACAGUUCCAUGAAACACAGAGGUCAGACUGCCAACUCGCUGGGAUUUAUCUCCAACCACACGGUCCGUAGACCGACCUAAUGGCUCGUGCAUGGAUAAUGCUACCAAUAUGAAACGUCCAAAGAGCCCCGACUGGCUGAGCGGCAGCCCCCCUCCUAAGAGUCAGGAGGGACAGGAGGAGGAAGAAGAAGAGGAGGAAGAUGAAGAGGAGAGGAGGGUGGCGACGGGGCACAGGGCCAAACGAGAGCGCCGUCAGAGCAGUGGCAGUCCCACUAUGUGCCAGGUGUGCAACAUACAGCUGAACUCCAACGCCCAGGCCCAGAUCCACUACAGAGGGAAGACGCACCAGAGGAGGCUGCGCCGACUGGCAAAGGCUGUUAGCACAGGUGCCCUCUCCCAGAGCCAGGUCCACCCACUCCUGGGCUCCCUGCCUCUGCCAGGUCGACCCCUCCAGCGGCAGACUCACGCCCAGCUGGAGCGCUUCCUGCCGCUCAGGGUCAACAGCUCAUCGCCACUCAGCCUCUUCCCCAAUUUCAACGCGAUGGAUCCAGUGCAGAAGGCAGUGAUCAACCACACUUUUGGCGUCGCUCCGCCCAAGAAGAAACCCAUCAUCUCUUGUAACAUCUGUCACCUGCGCUUCAACUCCACUACCCAGGCAGAAGCUCACUACAAAGGUCACAAACAUGCUCGCAAGCUAAAGGCCUUAGAGACCCAGAGGAGCCGGCAGAAGAACGGACACAGUCCGUCCACGGCAGGAAAAGACAGAGACCGAGAGAGGGCGAUGGUGGGAGGAGGAGCGGUGCGCACAGACUCACAUUUGGAAGACAUACCAGGCCCAAGCACUUCUUCCCAACCUCCACUGCAGCAGCCAGAAAACGGCCAGGGAAGCUCGCUGGCACCCACUCUUUCCUCGCAGCCUUCGUCCACAGACUCCUCCUCACUCCGCUCUCCUCAGCUGUCCCCACAAAUCUCCGCUGGUCCUCAGCUUUCUGAGCUAUCUUCAGACACUCCACCCAUGGAAGAGUGCUGCCCAGCCACCAGUUCAGCCCCAGAGUCUGAACCUCAGGGGAGCUCCACAGGAGCUGAGGAGGAGGUGGUGAAUAUGGAGGAGGCAAAGGAGGCCAAGAGCAUCAAAAAACUACUUCUCCACUGUCCUACGUGCAAAGUCACAGUCAAUUCCAGCUCCCAGCUGGAGGCUCACUGUAGUGGCUCUAGGCACAAACAAAUGCUCGAUGGUCAGAACAGCAGCCAAUCGCAACGCAGGGUCAAGAUAGUGUCAUCGCCCAGGCCUACCUGCCGAAUCAAGCAGCGAAUGGGCAACAAGACCAGAGCGGUUGUGGGUGUAUCCAGCCAGCCCUUUCACUGUGAAAUGUGCCAAGUGUCCGUCAACUCAGAGACACAGCUGAAGCAGCACAUGAACAGCAGGAGACACAAAGAGCGUUUGGCUGGGAAGCCUGUCAAGGUGAAGUUCACCCCCUAUAAUAAACUACAGCCCAGCGCUGUCUUGGCGACUAAACUGGCCCUGCAGAAGCAGCUAUCCAAGGCCCUGCCGGCAGGGUUCCUGACCAGCCCUCUUAAUCCAGCUGCCUUGUGCACCAUGGCAUCUGGACCCAUGGCACUACGACUGCCGCCAGGUCCCACAGCUUUCAUCCAUAGUCCCCUGAUCAGCCCCACACUCUUUAGGCCUGCCCCAGGACCUCUGAGGGCCACACAUGCACCUAUUAUCUUCUCUCCGUACUAGCAAUGAGCCAAGCUAGUCUGGAGGAUCUACAGUAGAGCGGACCUAACCUAGUUUAUCUUGGCUCAGUGAGGACAAAGCACGGGGGACAUCAGGACACAUGCAGCGACUGAGAGGGGAGAAUAUUAGCAUGUCAAGUUUGGCAGGUUCAAGUCAUAAGAACAGUAAUGCAUAGUCCCCUGGUGUGAAUUGAGAUUUCAGCGCUGAUUGACCAGUGUCAGCCCCUCUUAAAAAUGGAAGGACCAUCGCUCAGCUGUUUCCCCUCAACAAACUGUUGAGUGCAUGUUCCCCGGGGUCUGGACCCCUCUGGAAGCCAUAAUGACAAGCAUCUUUUAGUUUUAUUUAUAUAAGACAAUGAUAGAUUAAUACACUAGAGUGUGCAAAUGUUACUAUGUGUUUGUUGCCAAAAUUCUUUCAGUUUGAGAGCUUUCUAGCUGUACUCUGAGAGAACAAGUACAACACUUAAUUUCUGCUUUAUUUUUUUUAUAACAAAAUCUAAAUAGAGAAAAUCUAGAUUGUGUUAAACUCCCAUGAAACUCCAUACAGCCAACCUUCACCUAUGAGACAGAAGUUCCAUAACAAUGGAUUUCUGAAGAUAUUGCACCUCAUCAAAUAUAUGUCUUUACAGCUGUUGUCUGAUAUGGAUGCUUUUUUCUUUGUCGUUUAUUUUAAAAUAAAUAUAUAGACACAUUUUGUCCGUCUAUGUCUUGAGGUGACAAUCAACCACCACCCUGACAUGAUGCCAAGAAUACUCGCUAUAUAAAGACAGACUACACUGAAUCCAUACAAUGAGAUGGAAUAAAUACGUUUUUGACCCUUGUAUUUCUUUGACUUUGAGCCAUUCUAACAAUCUUUUCAGGUGAUGGUUAGAUAAGUUUUUUGCUGGUUUGUGCAAUAUGAAGAUACAGGCUGAUGUGUGCUGUUCCCCAAAAAAAAUUUAAAAGAUUUAUCCACAAGUUUUUAAAUAUGUCUUUGAUGUCUUUAUUAAACCUGUUAUUUUCUAGAGCUGUAUUAAAAAAACAAAAACAAAGUUCUUUCACUUUAGAAAUCUGCUCCCACCUGAUUGUGCUGAAUCAUCCUAAGCAAUAUGUAUUUUUGAAGUGUCACCCAGUGAAAUAAUGACUAUUGUAACUGUGCAUCAAUUGCAAUAAUGUAAAUUAUUAUGUGCUAAAAAUGUCGAUACUGUA
Messenger RNA from Larimichthys crocea (large yellow croaker), 3551 nucleotides. RefSeq names its product zinc finger protein 385B-like. The record is from RefSeq and is a predicted model, not a curated record. Gene Ontology annotation, cellular component: nucleus. NCBI's taxonomy places the organism in Eukaryota, Metazoa, Chordata, Actinopteri, Sciaenidae. The transcript has 9 exons. Bases 718 to 2367 code for a protein of 549 amino acids. Gene Ontology annotation, molecular function: nucleic acid binding; zinc ion binding.